Messenger RNA from Hippoglossus stenolepis (Pacific halibut), 3862 nucleotides. RefSeq names its product forkhead box B1a (gene foxb1a). The transcript has a single exon. Gene Ontology annotation, biological process: cell differentiation; anatomical structure morphogenesis; regulation of transcription by RNA polymerase II. Lineage: Eukaryota; Metazoa; Chordata; Actinopteri; Pleuronectiformes; Pleuronectidae. The record is from RefSeq and is a predicted model, not a curated record. Gene Ontology annotation, molecular function: DNA-binding transcription factor activity, RNA polymerase II-specific; RNA polymerase II cis-regulatory region sequence-specific DNA binding. Bases 415 to 1356 code for a protein of 313 amino acids.
CAAUUGUCAUGUGAUAGCAAAGAGGUGGCACAUUAAUGGAGCGCCCCUACAGGGGUCUUUUCUGCUCAUGUCACUACAUAAAACUAUCAGAUGGUUAGAGGAAGGCCAUGGAGGCAUCCACUUAGCUCGUCUUAUCAAGGACGCCAAAUGAAGUCUAUUCAACUCUGCUAGCGGGACAAGCUGACUUACUUUGCAAGAAAGACUUACAGCAGCCGUCACUCCAUAAAUGUGCACCAUCCGCCCGCCUGCACACAGCAGAGGCGCACAACUUGGCUGCUUUACGCACGACGCAGCUCCGGCUUCGCCUGAACCGAAACUUUCUCCAGUGGCUGUUUUCAUGAAGAGCAUCCAGCUUUCACCAAGGAAUUAAGGGAGACUACUUUUUUUUAUUGCUUUUCUUAAAAAUCAUCGAGGAUGCCUCGUCCGGGGAGAAACACGUACAGCGACCAGAAGCCACCGUACUCCUACAUCUCCCUCACCGCCAUGGCGAUCCAGAGCUGCCCGGAGAAAAUGCUGCCACUCAGUGAAAUAUACAAGUUCAUCAUGGAUAGAUUCCCUUACUACAGGGAAAACACCCAGCGAUGGCAGAACUCCCUGAGACACAACCUGUCCUUUAACGACUGCUUCAUCAAAAUCCCCCGGCGCCCAGACCAGCCAGGUAAGGGAAGUUUCUGGGCACUGCACCCCAGCUGCGGGGACAUGUUUGAGAAUGGAAGUUUCUUGAGACGCCGCAAAAGGUUCAAAGUGUUGGGUGUGUCCGAUCACCUGGCCCCCAGUAAGCAGUCGGAGGCUGCCCAUUACCUCCAGCAGCAAGCCAAGCUGAGGCUCAGCGCCCUGGCAGCCACUGGCACACACCUGCCCCAGAUGUCAACCUACAACCUCGGAGUGUCCCAGACGUCAACUUUUAAACACCCGUUCGCCAUCGAGAACAUCAUCGCCAGAGAGUACAAGGUCCCGGGGAGCCUGGCGUUCUCCACCAUGCAGUCCAUGUCCGCCGGGUACCCGCUGCACAACCAGCUGACGACAGCCUGGCCCCACAUGUACAACACCAGCGUGAUUGACACGUCGGGCCAGAUCUCCAUGGCGAGCAGCGACUACACCGCCUACGGCAUGCCCAUCAAGUCCCUGUGUCACGGGGGACAGUCGUUACCGGCCAUCCCGGUGCCAAUCAAGCCCACCCCGACCAGCAUGGCCGGUUUCUCGGCGCUACCUCCACACAUCCCCGCGUUCCUAUCAAACUCUCCGCAGUCUCUGAGCCCGACGUCUCCACAGACCGCGACGAGCCAAAGCAGCCCCGCGACCCCGAGCGAGACUCUGACGAGCCCGUCCACACUGCAGUCUGUGGCCGUGCACUGACCACAUGAGCCCGGACACUGAACGAACUGCCGACCGGCUCCCAGGCCCCUCUACCAAACCCAAAGUUUAUAUUUUCUGUCGUCGGAAACUAUCAAGGCGAGUUGCAGUUGCAUAUUGAUUUAUUUGUGUAUGUGUUGAAUGUGCGCUUUAAACUUGUGUCAUAUGGAGUCCAGCACAGAAUCGCACAGCGAAGUAUUUGCUCUUGAAAAUAUAAAUUAUUUGAUAAUUCUAUUUUUCAGUUGAUUGUGAAACGUGAGUGUUGAAAGUGGAGCCACUGAGGGGACUUGGUUUUGGGCACCAUCCAUUCUGAUUACAGCUCCCGUGGCAAUUUCUUUAUUCUGUUUUAUCUAACAGCAAAACUUUUGCACCGUUUCUGUGUGACCACUGUAAUGUCAAUGAAACUGUUGUUUGCUUUUACUACUGGAAUGAUGGCUAAGGGAAAUACCAAAUAGGAGUAGGAUUUAGAUUUGUUCUUGCCAUCCCUGUACAAAAAAAAAAUAGAAAGCAAACUGAGUUAUCAAAUCUUUUCGAAAUUGAAAAGUAUUAUUGUGAGACGUCCUCAAAAUGCAAGAUGUGAAUAUUGCAAAUAAGUGAUUCCGAAAUGUUGUAAAAUGCACUUUUUAGUUUUACGUUUUAGAUAUCUAUUUUCCAGAAAAUGUUCUGUGAAGCAUUUAAUUUAAAAGGCUGUGGUGACCAUGUGUUUCAGAUGCUGUACAUUUGUACUUUUUUUUUAGGUAAAGCAUGCAUUCUAAAAAAAAAUUGUGUUGUUAUACUGAUGUUGUUAUUGAUGUUGUUUUUGUUUGUUUUUGUUUUUUUUGCAAGCAUGCGUGCUUUCGAAAAGUGUGCAAACAGUCUGCAUUUAUGAAUUGGAAAAAAAAAAUGGUCAUCGAAAUAUUUUCUCAUUAAAAGUGAAUCAAACAAUCAAAAAUGCUUCUGAAGAUUUUAUCUAAGACAAUGUCACGUGCUGUUUGUUAUUAUUACUUGUUCUUGAUUGUUGUUCUUAUUAGUACAUGUCUCUGAUAACACACUAUUUAUUUGGAAGGUUUCUGAAAUCAAUAUUACCCAUAAACAUAUAAUAAUAAUAAUAAUAAUAAUAAUAAUAAUAAUAAUAAUAAUAAUAAUAAUAAUGAGGAUGAUAAUAAUGAUGGUUGUUUCUUCGAUGCAAACCUGUAUGAUUUCAGAGUGAGAGUCGCAGUGAGAGGAGUGGGUCCAUUAGAAUGCAUGGAGUUGCGAUGCCAUGGUCACAGCGCAGACAACCGGGCUCAUUCAUCAAGCUGCAGGCUUAACACAAUUAAGCCCAACAAUAAACAUUAAGAAAAGCAACACACUGUGUUUAAAAAAUAUAUAUUGUUACAUAUUCCAAAUGUCACAGAAAGAAAUCAAACAAGAGUCGUGUUUAGUGUUUUUCUGUCAGUGCAACCUUAUGCUUUCUUAUUUUAUUCCUUUCCUCCUAAAAGCGAAAUACAUUAUAGCUUUUCUUUUUAAUUUUGUUUUCAGAGGCUAAAAUAAUUUUAAAAAAGGCGCUCUUCAUCUGCCUCCCUGUAGAAAGCAACAGCCUAUUUCGGGGUAUUAAACAAAUACAUUAGAAUUCCGUCACUUUAUACAAUCCAGUAGAACAAAUAAAGGGUCUCGGGCCACUUCAUUCUCCCUCAUUCACUUGAAUUGAAAGAGUAAAGAAUGGCAAACUUAGACUGGGCCACCAAUGUAGAUUUAGCCUUUUUUCAGCAAGACAAAAAGACUGAUUUUUCACAAACACAUUGCUGACUGGGGAACUAGGAAACGAGCUGGGAGACCCUUUUGGAAUUUAAAUCCACCCCUCCCCCACGGACUGUUUGUACAACACUGUUAGUUUUUUUUUCCUUCUCUUUCUCCCCAUUUGUGUGUGUUACAUUAAUUCGGACUCUGGAUGAUUACAUUAAUUCAAACUGCAACGCCAGAUUAGAAGCUUUAAUUUGAAAUCAGAUUUUAUUUACAUGAACAAUUACAUUAAAAUCCCUUUAACGAACAUAUUUAACUUUUUUGGCACUGAGCACAUUGGCACAGCUAAGCCAAUUAACAUUUGAGUCACGAAAGAUUAAAAAAAACGUAACAUGAAUACAGUUUUAUUUGUUUAUUUUUUCUUUUUAUUUGGAUUUCAGUGUACUUCACAUUGUCUCAUUCGAUAUGUAUUGCACUGUAAAGUAAAUUGUUUAUGUAAUAUACAGAUAAAUGUAUGAGAACAACAUGUGAAUAAGAGGUAAUUCUUUGUCAAUUAAUAUUAGAAUGUGAAAUGUAAAAAAUAGCUGGAUUAGAUGCAUGGUGUGCUUCACAGAGAGAGACAAAUCAGAUGGCAUCAUUUUAACAGCAACGUGCAGUCUAUAAUUAUGUUUAAAGACAGAGUGCAUGGUGCUGAAUGAAAUAUAAAAAAUAAUAAUAAUCAAAUGUUGCAAAUUAGUGGUUUGAAGUCAGUCAGGAGAAGCAUUAGGACUUUGUUUAAAAAAAUAAAAUAAAUAAACACUCUCAACUU